CAACGGUUCCAAGCCUCGCGCCUCUGCAUGGGCUGCUCUACCGUGCAUGGCUAGAUACCCCGAGAUCGUCGUCACGCGUCCUCGCUCCCCAGCGGUUCCAUCACUACCAAUUCCUAGUCACUGCACACUCUGAGUCGCAUCCGAGUGGGCGCGCACUCCCGCCAGAGCAAGCCUCGCCGUCCGCGCACCCCCUGCCUGUCUCCACUGCCAUAGGCCUUAAUUUGAACCUACAUCUCACGCCUUGCUGAGGGCGUGCUUUCUUCUUCCUACCGUCCAGUUCGCUAUCAACUUGAUCACUUGCAGCCAGAGAAUGCUUCUGGUCCACCGCCCUGUAGCGUCGCCAUGUCCACCGAAGUUUCCCAGUCACUGGCCGCAAUGGCAAGGCCACAGAUUGGCAUCGACCGACUACCCGCCCGCCGCGUCUCCAACGAGCCCCGCGAGGCCAUGAACUGCAAAAGCUGUCGAAAGCGAAAGAUUAAGUGCAAUCGCACACGGCCGACCUGUGAGGCCUGUCAAGUGUUCAACUGUCCAUGUAUAUACGACGCUGUUCCCAAGAAGAGAGGCCCAAAGACAGACGUGCUCGAGGCCCUCUUGAAACGUGUCGACGGCCUGGAAAAGCGCCUGGUUUCCGAAGGCAAGAGCGAUGACCCAACCGAGACCGACCCCACCUCCCAGGACAACACCACCUCAGCCGACGUCAAACGAAAAGAUCUCGCUUCCUCACAAUCGCCGCACGCGUCCUCGCCCCGUCGCGCAAGCGGCACCAACCAUGCAAACCAGUUGAUGUCGCCCAUUGAGCCAAGUAUACAAUCCCCAACCCUGGCUCCCGACCUACUUCUAGACACCUAUUUCGCCAGAAUCCAUGGAAAGCCCUACUACAUCCUGGACGAGUCGACCACGAGACAGCGACUACAGGCCAAUCAGCUUCCCGGCCACUUAGCCUAUGCUAUUUACGCCGUGAGUGCCAGAUAUGCACCCCACUUCGGAGGAUACAGUUCUGCAGUGCGCAUCGGGCAAGAGUAUGCCCGUCGCGCUCGGCUGGAACUCGAGAUAGAUGAGCCCUCUAUCGAAACCUUGCAGACCCUCAUGCUCCUCUCGCAAGCAAGCUUCCAGUUGGGCAAAGGCAAGAAGACCUUCAUGCUGCUAAAUUCUGCCAUCAGCAUGGCCUUCGCGCUCGAUCUGCAUCGCGAACUACCGACCGGCCUCAAGGUCACGCCCGCCGAACGCGAAGGACGACGCCGGCUCUUCUGGUCAUGUUACCUCAUGGACCGCUUCGCUGCAACCGGCUCUAAGCGACCCUCGUUAAUUGCGGAUGAAUCGAUUGUGCUACGAUUGCCGAGCUGGCAGCUGCACUCUGGCGCAAUGCUAAUAGACGGAGACUACUUUCCAAACGGAUGCAAUUUGCAGUUCAUGGGCGGCACCGGAAAAGGUGGACAAGGAAGCAUGGGUAUGCUCAUUGGCAUAGCUCGCAUCCUGGGUAUAACCAACCGCUACCUUGCAGCGGGUGGUGUAAAAGGCGAUUCACAUUUCCCUUGGCACUCAUUAUCCAACCUAUCCAAAAUUCGCCAAGAACUCGACAUAUGGGCAUCGGAGACGCAGGAUACUUUCACCUCCAUCGAAGCUCUCUUCGGCCAGCCCGACAGCACUAUACUUGUCCUCAGCAAGUUGAUCUACCACCUCAUACAUUGCCUCAUAUACCGGCCUUUUCUCCCUGUGGACUUGGCUGAGCUAUCUGGAACGUCGCAGCACCAACCCUGGCAAAUAGAAGCGACCAACUUAUGCUUCCUUCACGCCAACGCAAUUGCCGAACUCGCCGAGAUAGGAAGGGCCUCUUCCAUCAUAGAUUGGCCAGCUUUUGUCGGCUAUUGUAUAUGCACGGCUGGCACCAUCCAUGUACAUGGAGCACAUUACCCAGGAAGAGAAGGAGAGGUGUUCUCGGUCAGUGCAGAGUUUCUGUCUCGAGAGAUGCAGCAGCUAUCCGAGCUUCGUUUCGUCUGGGCUGGGGCCCAGCACCAGCGUGACACGCUGCAGACCAUCUACGGAUGUCACACAGAGCUAGUCCAGUCGUUGGCGAGCAAUCCCAUGCGCUACGCGCCAGUCUUUCAACUUGAGGACUUCUUCGAUAGAUACCCAGGCCAGGUCUUCGAUGGAGCGCACGUUACUUUUAUGGACAUUGCGGUCGAAUCCAUUCAAGAAGGCCUUGCCACUUUCAAUAUCGAACAACGGAACAACAUGUACAUGACCAGCGGCGUCAUCGGGAACGCUCAAAGCUACCAAAAGCAUUCCGCACCCUCACAACAACCGCAAUAUUCCAACGCCCACCCGAACAAGAGAAGGAGAGCCACGACUUCGUCUUCGAAACCCCAAGCCCAGCCACAAGCUAUCCCCCCAACACCUACAUCAGCCACUCACCCUCCUACUGUUCAUACUCACCGACCGUCUGAUGCUGGUACCUCGGAGUCAAACUCAAACCCAAGCCCAGGAGACACUAGAACACAUCCUAAUGACUCUGGUGUACGACCUUACACCCCACCACUGCCGAACAACUCCCUAAAUCCACCGAAUGCUAAUGGUGGCGGACUCGCUCUUCCAUUCUCGCCAAACUUCUCGUUUUCUCCAUUGCCGCAGUUUGCGAGCCUGGCGCCAUCACCGGUCUCGCGUACAGCGAAUCUCCACCAAAACCAGGAUAACAACCAUGCAAUCCACUUCGACCCUAUGCUGAGCAUGCCGACACCGUACGAACAACAUCCGACCCCCGGCGCAGGGAGCACAUCGGGCACAUCGGUACACACAGACCCUGACAGCAAGGACCCUUUCCUCAGCUUGCUGGAACAACUUGCCGAAAACGAGGUCAGCAGGGGCGGUCCAAGCGAGCUGGACUUUUUCUUGAGCGGACAGAGCACCUGAGCUUACUGCCGCUUGCGCCGAAAGCAAGAUGGCGAAGUAUGAACUCCCGCAAUAUCACAGCGGAUCCGCGGAACGACCGUGCCACGAUCAUCACAAGGGUUUAGAUUUGGUUGUGUCUUCAUUUCACAGUACAUUUUGUAGUAGCUUCGACAGCUAUCAUUUACGGCUCAUCAUCGACCGGCUUGGUCCGGUCCGGGGUCCUGCAACCAAAACCAGCGCGGCGCAAAACAGAAAGGGUCGUAACACAGGAAGGCUAGCUUCACAGCCUAGGAUCUACGGGAAACGAAUGUCACGACCGCCAUAUGUAAAAAUGUAUAAUAUCAUCAACAACAAUUAAGCAAGUGCUCUCAGAAGAGCAAUCGAUAGCAGCAAGUGCCGUCAGCUCCACAUUGACCAGACAAUCGUCAAACAAGUUCACACCACCUUGCGGACAAGGUACCGUUGAUUUCCUUAGACGCCCACACCAGAACC
Molecule: messenger RNA, 3378 nt
Organism: Alternaria rosae
Lineage: Eukaryota; Fungi; Ascomycota; Dothideomycetes; Pleosporales; Pleosporaceae
Product: fungal-specific transcription factor domain-containing protein
Exons: 7
Coding region: 343-2907 (854 amino acids)
Biological process (GO): DNA-templated transcription; regulation of DNA-templated transcription
Cellular component (GO): nucleus
Molecular function (GO): zinc ion binding; DNA binding; DNA-binding transcription factor activity, RNA polymerase II-specific
Source: RefSeq, a predicted model, not a curated record